CCACCGCCCCGCCCCAGCACACGACCGGCGGGGAGGGUCCCCGCCAGGGUCCCCGCCAGGUGGGCUCGCGCAUCGCGGUCGCGCCUCGCCAUAGUUGCCCUGCCACCGCCAUGGAGAAGGGGCGCAAAAUCGUCAACGGCGCCGACGCCGCGCUUCCGGACUUCACGACCGACCGCUUCCCACACCUCGAGCGGGGCGACUUCGCCGUGCUCUCCGACGAGCACCUGCGCUUCUUCGAGGACCUCCUCGGCAAGGAGAAUGUGGUGACGGACCCCGUCAAGGUGGCGGCGCACAACAUCGACUGGGACCGCCACGCCCGCGGCCAGGGCAACGUGGUGCUCAAGCCCGCCACCACGCAGCAGGUGACCGACGUGCUGGCCUUCUGCAACGCGGAGCGCCUCGCCGUCACCCCGCAGGGCGGCAACACGGGGCUCGUCUGGGGCAGCGUGCCCGUCUUCGACGAGAUCAUCCUGUCCACGCAGCGCCUCAACGAGAUCCUCAGCUUCGAUGAGGUGUCCGGAGUGCUGACGUGUCAGUCGGGCUGCAUCCUGGGCGACUUGGACGCGUACGUCCGAAAGCGCGGCUUCAUCGUGCCGCUCGACUUGGGCGCCAAAGGAAAGUGCCACAUCGGCGGCAACUUGUCGACCAACGCGGGCGGCGUGCGGCUGGUGCGCUACGGCAGCCUGCACGGCUCGGUGCUGGGCGUGGAGGCGGUCCGCGCCGACGGGACCGUCAUUCGCCUCAUGAACACCUUGCGCAAGGACAACUCGGGCUUCCACCUGAAGCACAUGUUUAUCGGCUCCGAGGGCACCUUGGGUGUCAUCACACAGGUCGCGAUCCAGUGCAGCGUGGCGCCCGCCGCGGAGCACGUCCUGUUCCUGGGCGUGCCGUCGUUCAGCCGCGUCGUGGACGCGUUCCGGGCGGCGCGCCAGGCGCUCGGCGAGACCAUGUCGGCGUGCGAGAUGAUGGACGGCGAGUGCAUGCGCGUGGUGGUGGACAAGCUGGGCUACCGCAACCCGCUGCAGGACGACCACCCCUUCUACGUGCUGGUCGAGACCAACGGCAGCGACGCGCAGCACGACCGCGAGAAGAUCGCCAAGCUGCUGGAGGCCGUGCGCAGCUCGGGCGUGGCGACGGACGGCGUGCUCGCGUCCUCCGAGGCCGAGAUGCGCACGCUGUGGGAGACGCGGCUGCGGGUGGGCAAGGGCCUGUGGGCCGACGGCUGCCUCUACACGUUCGACAUCAGCGUGCCGCUCAGGAUGUACUACGACAUCGUGCCCGAGAUGACCAUGCGCCUGCGCGAGGCGGGCCGCCACGUCACCAGGGUCUGCGGCUUCGGCCACAUGGGGGACAGCAACCUGCACCUGGCCGUCACUUCGCCCUCUUUCGACUCGGAGCUGCUCGAGUGGAUGGAGGAGUUCGUGUACGAGUGGACGUCCCUGCGCAGCGGGUCGGUGGCCGCCGAGCACGGCGUCGGCUUCAAGAAGAACCGGUUCCUCCACCUCUCGAAGACGGCGCCCGCCCUCAGUCUCAUGAAGGACUUGAAGGACCUCAUGGACCCCAAGGGUAUUCUCAACCCCUACAAGGUGCUACCCCUCGGUCUGACGGGCAAGUCUUGCUAGGAGGGAGAUGAGGCGAGGAGGGGCUGAGGGCGCCCCAGCGUGACUGGGCCCGGUAACCGUGACUGGGAUGCGUUACUGUGAACCGUAACACGCCAGGUGCGAGCGUAGGUGAACAUGAGGGAGCGCAUGUGUCUAUGUAUGAAGGAGGAGGAAGGUACUAAACCAAAAAAGGGUAUCAAAAGCACACCUGGAGAUGUGGAUUAGAGGAGUUCUCCUUGACAGAACUUUUGAAGCCUAUCUCUCCAGGCAGGCCCGUGAUUCACUCGGUUAGUUUUUAGUUAAUCUUAAAACCGGAGAUUGUGAUAGAGCCAACUAGUAUUAUGUUAAUGAAUUAGCUCUGUGCCCUUUUCGGGAAAUGUUAGGUCUAAGUUACGCGGGAGUUAAGCUUAAUAAUGCCAUGUUUUGAAUGGAAUUUUCCUCCUGUGAUUCUUGACUUAAUUUAUGUGUUAAAUGUCACCCUGUGCCAUAUUACUUAUUACGACAAUAAAACAAUGGAGCGAUACCGCAAA
Messenger RNA from Frankliniella occidentalis (western flower thrips), 2131 nucleotides. RefSeq names its product D-2-hydroxyglutarate dehydrogenase, mitochondrial-like. Gene Ontology annotation, molecular function: catalytic activity; FAD binding. The coding region runs from base 111 to 1622 and encodes 503 amino acids. Lineage: Eukaryota; Metazoa; Arthropoda; Insecta; Thysanoptera; Thripidae. Gene Ontology annotation, cellular component: mitochondrion. The record is from RefSeq and is a predicted model, not a curated record. The transcript is spliced from 4 exons.